AUGUCGCCAGUACAGAUUGGCCGGCACAAACGAUUCACGUCGACGCUCCGUUUUCUCGCCUCAUUUUCACCAUCGUUCAUCCUCUGCGCGUGUGCCACGCUUGCCGCCUCGCCUACUCGACCAGACCGGGCAAGAGGGGGCGUGCGGCCGUUUCGGUCCACUGUCGUUGCGAGAAAACGACGCCCACUCGCCUGCGAAACACGACAAACAGGGCAACACGUAUCUCCAUGCUCUCACUCUCUUGGUCUCUGUCGCUCUCCCUCUCUCACUUUGCGCCUUAGCCUUCCGUCGUUGCCAGACUGUCAUCUUUCAUUGUCUCGCGAAGUCAACCCGCGUCGGUACAAACGCCUCGGCCAUUCUCUUGACAGGCUGUCUGCACUGUUGUUAGGCUACCGUGCUUCUGUCUCGGUCUCGGACGCUCGUUCGCGCCUUUGCGACUUCCACGCGGAAAUGUCGUCAUGA
This is a messenger RNA of Protopolystoma xenopodis, 462 nucleotides long. Lineage: Eukaryota; Metazoa; Platyhelminthes; Monogenea; Polystomatidea; Polystomatidae. The record is from the annotation of a GenBank genome assembly.